UUACGUCCCUUGACAUAGUUUAACCUAAACGUUAAACGUAAUCAUAUACUGACGCUUCUAAAAUCUUGAUGUGUAUUAUAUAUUUAUAACUUCAAAACUCUUGAUUUUUCUGCUUUAUUUUAUAGCUGAUACAUAUCUACCAAAGUUUAAUAUGGCACAUGGAUAUAAUUAUGACUUUUUAAACGACAUAUGUGACAAUCCACAAAGCGUGGUUGAUGAUACAUUCCGUGUUUUACUUAGGAUUUGUAAGAAUAUAACAGACAACCCUGGGGAGAAGAAAUACCGUCGCCUUCGUAUCGGGAACCAGAUUGUACAAGAAAAAAUCUUGCCUGUUGACGGAGCUUUUAACUGUCUAUUAGCAAUGGGCUUCCAAGAGGAUGAUGAAUUUCUUACUUUACCUGAAUCAGACAUGCUAUUUGAUUUGAUAAGAAUUCAAAAGUAUAUUGAAAAUAUAAUGAAGACAGAUAUGAAAUCAGAGGAAAAAUCUGUGUUGGCAGAAAAUGAACCCAAACAAGUGACAAGUUCAUUCCAAAAUCCAUCUGAACCAAAACAGUCAAUAACAAGUAUAGCUCAGCAAACGAAUGAGGAAUUUUUUUAUUCCAGACUUUUAAUGUACGGGAAAAAAGUACGGCAGUAUGAAAAAUUUAGUCUACUAAACAAAGCACGUCAAAUAAUCCCAACAGCAGAACUGAAGGAAGAAGCCAAAAUAAAGUUAGAGUCAAUUUGUGAUGCUGAAAGUUCUUAUGCAGUUAGUUUGGAAGAUUGUCUACUUAUUGUUCUCUUGGAUUGGUUCAAAAAUAAAUUCUUCAAAUGGGUUGACAAGCAAUCGUGUACAUUCUGCAGUUGUAAAGAUGUCAUAGCUGUUGGUUCUGAUCAUCCUAACAAAGAAGAAAGCUACUGGGAAGCUGGAAAUGUGGAAUUAUAUUCAUGCCCUUUAUGCAAUGUUAUUACUCGGUUCCCUAGGUAUAAUAGUCCUGAAAAAUUGCUUGAAACCAGACAAGGUAGAUGUGGUGAAUGGGCAAAUUGCUUUACAUUAUGUUGUAGGGCCAUGGGAUUUGAAGCUCGUCUUGUGGUUAGCUGGACAGACCAUGUGUGGACUGAGGUUUUUUCAGAAUGUCAAGAUCGUUGGCUCCAUUGUGAUCCAUGUGAAAAUGUUUGUGAUAAACCUUUAUUGUAUGAAGCAGGAUGGAAGGUUGAGAUCAGCUACAUUAUUGGGUUCUCAAGAGAUGAUACUCAAGAUGUAACUUGGCGAUAUUCUGUUCAACAUGAGAAAGUUAAACAGAAAAGAACAAAAGUAAGUGAAAAAUGGCUCCAACAAACUUUGGAAAAAAUACGAACAGAGCAGAGUCUUCAUUUAUCACAAGAAAGGAAAGAAUUAAUAACAUCUAGAUUUACCAAAGAACUUACUGAAUUCUCAUCUCAUAGAACACCCAAGUCUGAUGAAUUACAAGGCAGAACAACUGGAUCUUUGGCUUGGCGCCUUCAGCGUGGUGAAACAAAGAAGCACACACCUUAUAUUUUUAAACCAGAUAAAGCAGAACAGCAAUCUAAAUGCUUGUAUGUGAAAUAUAGCUGUGCCAACGAUAUUUAUUAUCGCCCUUAUUCUAGUAAAUCAGAAAUUCAUUGUUGGCAAUCGCUACUAUUCUCUUAUAAAGAUAUUUUUCGCAAAGAAGAAAAUGAUUGGAAAAAGGUUUACUUAUCUCGAGUUGAAGGUUGUGAAUUUGGUGAAGUGAGUUGGAAAUUUGAUGUUUCAGAAUGUGGACUAACAAUUGCCAAGCUUGAAGUGUUCGUAUCAAGUGAAACAUUUGAGAAUGGUGAUGUUUUAUGGCAGUUAAAAAAUGAUAAGAAUAGAAUCUGGGCUAUUAAAGGUGGUUCCCUACACAAUAUCAGUGAUAUAAAAGGAAGCAAAACUGUAUGUUUAUCAGCACAGCUCCAUGGUGGACAAGGUGACGUUGCAUGGCAGCAUGCUCAGCUGUUUCGACAAUGUAACACGAGCAGCGAAUGCCCUUUGCAGUUAACUUUACACCUGCAGUAAAUGGAUUUGAAAUAGCAUUGACAUAAUUCCUGAAAAUGCAUCUGUAUGAACAUGGAUAUUUUAUUUGUAAAAAAGAAAAACUCUUCAGCUCUCAGGUGAGGUUAAAAGAGAAACGUUUAUUUUCAAAAGUACAAUUUUCUAACAUGAGGUUACUCAGCACUUUUAUCAUUUUAAUUUAAUUGACUAAAAUUUGCUGUAAAUGAUUUAUUCUUGCAAAAGAAUGUGAAGUUGUUACAUUCUCAGUUUUUUUUUUUUCCCCUAGCAACAUAAUUCCAACUAAAAACUGAAAGUAGGUGAUGGACAUGGUUCAUACAAAACUUUGGAAAUUUAGCUAUCAUGAAAACCUAUUUCUAUAAUUAUAUUUUUUAAGCACCCACUACACUUUCGGAGUGGUUAGCGUUAGGAAGGGCAUCCAGCUGUAGAAACUCUGCCAAAUCAGAUCAGAGUCUGGUGUAGCCAUCUGGUUCACCAGUCCUCGGUCAAAUCGUCCAACCCAUGCUAGCAUGGAAAGCAGACGUUAAACGAUGAUGAUGAUCAUCAUCAAUUUUAACUUUUGGCAUUUUCAACUGUAAUAAAUCUGUUUUACAAUUGUUCAGGCAUGAACACCACUCUUUCUUUACAUUUGGCUUUUGAGUUUCAAAUCAACAGAUGUGAGCCUUAGCCAUAAUUUUUGUGGCUCUGAACUUUGCUCCUUUAAUUGAAGUAUUAUAUUUCUAUAAUGUUACAAAGCAAUGUGGUUUUAGCAUUCAUCUUAAUCUGACUGAACCAACUUAUAUCACCAUGCAAUGUUGGGGGGACAAACGCAGACACACAAACAUACAUUCAUAUAUAUAUAUGAUGGGCUUCUUUUAGUUUCCGUCUCCCAAAUCCUCUCACAAGGCUUUGGUCGGCCCGAGGCUAUAGUAGAAGACACUUGCCCAAGAUGCCAUGCAGUGGGACUGAACCCGGAACCAUGUGGUUCAUAAGCAAGCUACUUACCACACAGCCACUCCUAUGCCUGUUAGUAGAAUUUAGUAAAUGAAAACUGUGUAGAAACCUAUUGUGUGUGUGUGUGUGUGUUCAUGUAUACCAAGUAGCCAAUAAACUAGUACUUUCAAGCAAAAA
This is a messenger RNA of Octopus bimaculoides (California two-spot octopus), 3139 nucleotides long. RefSeq names its product peptide-N(4)-(N-acetyl-beta-glucosaminyl)asparagine amidase. NCBI's taxonomy places the organism in Eukaryota, Metazoa, Mollusca, Cephalopoda, Octopoda, Octopodidae. Gene Ontology annotation, molecular function: peptide-N4-(N-acetyl-beta-glucosaminyl)asparagine amidase activity. Gene Ontology annotation, biological process: glycoprotein catabolic process; protein deglycosylation. Gene Ontology annotation, cellular component: cytoplasm; nucleus; cytosol. The record is from RefSeq and is a predicted model, not a curated record.